AGAUUUGACAAAAGACAUUGCGGAUUGACAAUUCUUCAUCGUCCCUGUUUUUUAUUUCCCCAAACUCACCGCCGGCGACGGGGAACAGGAGGCCAGUUCUCCUUUCGCCGGAAUCUGUCCCUCCCCGCCCUCCUCCUCUCGCCUCUGCGGGUACUGGACCACCGUGGAGCGGGCAUCCAUCCGGGCCUCGUCCAUUCCUUCCUUUGCUUCCAUCCAUGGUUGGACUAGGUUCGUCUUCUCCAUCGCGGAAGCUCAACCCAAGUUGACGCCAGAAGAGAAUCGGUGCCCUAGCUGUUCGCGCAGGUCCCUUCGCGCAGAAGAUUUGGGGAUCGAGUCGAACCCUAUGUCCCGCUUUAAGCCUGCCGCCGGCCUGCCCCCUUACCACCACCGGGCGCUCCCCGGUCCUGGACCCGGCCAUGGGCAAGGUCCAGUUCCCACGGCGCAUGGGAUGAUGCACCGGGAGGUCCGUGACCCGUACGGGCCACCGGGGCCGGGGAUGCACCUACCGCCGCCGGGUCAGGGGCCUGGUCCGUUCCCCUACGACAUGCUGCCCCCGCCGGAGGUCCUGGAGCAGAAGCUUGUGGCGCAGCGCGGGGAGAUGCAGAAGCUGGCCGUGGAGAACGACCGGCUUGCUGCGAGCCACGCCUCGCUGAGGAAGGAGCUGGCUGCGGCGCAGCAGGAGCUGCAGAGGCUGCAGGCGCAGGGGGAGGCUGCGAAAGCCGCCGAGGAGCAGGAGAUGAGGGGCCUCCUUGAUAAGGUUGGGAAGAUGGAGGCCGACCUGAAGGCCUGUGAGAACGUGAAGGUGGAGCUGCAGCAGGCGCACGCUGAGGCGCAGAACCUUGUGGCUGUGAGGCAGAGCAUGAUGGCCAAUGUGCAGAAGCUGAGCAAGGACCUGCAGAGGAACCUCGGUGAGGCGCAGCAGCUUCGGGCACUCGUGGCUGAACGGGAUGCUGCAAGGCAAGAAAAUCAGCACCUCAGGAAUACGUAUGAUUACGAAAGGAAACUCAGGGUGGAUCACUCUGAGUCUUUGCAGACAAUGAAGAGGAAUUAUGAGUCCAUGGUUACGGAGCUUGAAAAACUUCGUGCUGAGUUGAGGGACACGUCUAAUCUUGACAGAAGUGGUUUUUUCUACAAUAAUACCACCCAAAAUGCUGAUGGUAUAUCUAGCCAACUUUCUGUUGGACAAAUUUCUUAUGAUAGUGGCUAUGGAAGUGCACAGGCAAGGACAACUCCUACCGGUCUGGCAGACCCUUUAAGUGGAAGCCCUGGAGGGACUGGUCUUCAUUCUGGAUUUGAUCCAUCAAGAGGCAAUGCAUAUGAUGGUUCUCAUGUUGCCAAUUUCAGUUCUUCAAAAACUGGGACCCAUGAUGGAUCAAGGGGUGCCACUGGCUUUGACGCUCUGAAGGGUUCUGGGUAUGAUGCUUCAAAGGCACAUCUAAUUGGACAGGCAUCAGCUACAGCGGCUCAUGGGGGCCUUGCUGGUUACUACGGGUCCAAUCAGGCAACAUCGGCUCCAUAUGCAUGGGGACAAUCUGCAUCGACCUAUGGAUCUGUACAAGUGCCACCAUCUUACGCAUCAGGGUCAAACACAUCCUACGGCGCAGCAGCAGUGCGCCCCUAUGGCUCAGCUCAGGCGCAACCAUCAUAUGGACAAACACAGGCACCAUCUGCGUAUGGGCACACACAGCUACCAUCAUCCUUUAGUCUAGCACAGUCACAAUCUCCCUUCACUGCUGCACAGGGGUCCUCUCCCUAUGGGCUGGCUGCACAGCCUCCAGCAUAUGGAUCUGGGCGAGCAGGCACUAAUGCUGGCAACUAUGAAGCUUCUCAUGGACGUAAAUAAAUUUGCAGGCAAAUUUAUAAUACUUGGCUGCUUUCAAAAGAGAGUUUUUUGUACACUGAGUUAAAAUCCUUUCUGUAGCUACUGAAACCUUGUUGUUUAACUGUUUGGAGAUGCCAGAGGAAUCUGUUACAAUCGAUAAAAAUCUGUAAACAUGUAUCGUGAUGCUUCUGAUGCA
Sorghum bicolor (sorghum) is the source of this 2018-nucleotide messenger RNA. Its product is annotated as protein FLX-like 2. The transcript is spliced from 5 exons. Lineage: Eukaryota; Viridiplantae; Streptophyta; Magnoliopsida; Poales; Poaceae. The record is from RefSeq and is a predicted model, not a curated record. The coding region runs from base 344 to 1843 and encodes 499 amino acids.